Molecule: messenger RNA, 1152 nt
Organism: Raphanus sativus (radish)
Lineage: Eukaryota; Viridiplantae; Streptophyta; Magnoliopsida; Brassicales; Brassicaceae
Exons: 4
Coding region: 97-597 (166 amino acids)
Cellular component (GO): endoplasmic reticulum
Source: RefSeq, a predicted model, not a curated record
AUAUUUUAUUCAUAUGUUUUUGUCCAUUUCGUAUAUAUAAAGGACAAGAAGCUCCCGUGACUAAGUGAGUGACCAUCGGUGAGUCGAAAAAAGAAGAUGGAGAUGGGAAUGAGGAAGCUCUCUUCGGUGUCGGCUCUUGUAUUCCUUGCAUUGAUAUCGGCUUCAACGACAACCUUGGAAUCAGAGGUCCCUUUCAUGGUGGUUCACAAGAAGGCGUCUCUCUCUAGCAUCAAAUCAGGAGUACAACGCGUCUUUGUCACCAUCGACAUCCACAAUCAAGGAUCCUCAUCAGCCUAUGAUGUAAAUCUGGUAGAUGAUACCUGGAAUUCAAAUCUCUUUGGGAUUGUUAGUGGCAACACUUCAAAUUCAUGGGAAAAGCUUGAUGUUGGUCAAGUUCUGUCACAUUCAUUUGAGUUGAAGAGUAAAACAAAGGGUCUCUUCUAUGGUUCACCAGCUGUUGUUACUCUCCGUGUCCCAUCUAAGGGUGUUAUUCAGGCGUAUUCAACUCCAAUAUUGCCGCUAGAUGUACUAGCAGAGACUAUCCCUGAAAAGAAGCUUGAUUUGGUAAUGCGUCUUUCCGUUAAAAAAGUUACUUGAUUCAUCCACAUUCUUGGCUUGUCUUCUGUAACAAACUAACUUAUUCUAUGUUUCUCAUGGAAUCCAUCUUGAACGCGGCUAAAAAUCAGGCAAAGGUGUGUAAAAAUACUGUAUCUCUUCUCUCAUUCUUUAACGUAGUUUAUAAACAGCGGGUGAAACUUGCAAUAAAACCCUUAUGAAUAUAUAUGUUACCACUUACCAAACAUUCAUCAAAUGUUACACGAUCAUGACCCUUUACGAAGAGUUUAAGCAUCAUACAUUCAUACUUGUGUUAAUCUUCUGGUCUGAUGAUGAUUGUGUUUUUUUUAAUUUGCAGAGAUUGGUGGGUAGAUUUGGAUCUCAAGUCUCAGUGAUUUCGAUUAUUGUGACGUUUGUAUAUUUGAUGGUAACUCCAUCAAAUGGAAGCAAGAAAAAACGUUGAGAUUAAUCUUCUUGAUCUCACCAUUUCUCACCUUUUAAUUUCAUGUUAGCAAAAAAGAUCUCUCUCUUUUUUGGAACCUUUCUCAUUUGUAGUUGACCUUUUUAUUAAUUUCCGUGUCUUUCGAAUCAGACCAA